Messenger RNA from Exophiala dermatitidis NIH/UT8656, 2769 nucleotides. RefSeq names its product minichromosome maintenance protein 4 (cell division control protein 54). NCBI's taxonomy places the organism in Eukaryota, Fungi, Ascomycota, Eurotiomycetes, Chaetothyriales, Herpotrichiellaceae. The record is from RefSeq and is a predicted model, not a curated record. Gene Ontology annotation, biological process: mitotic DNA replication initiation; double-strand break repair via break-induced replication; DNA strand elongation involved in DNA replication. The coding region runs from base 1 to 2769 and encodes 922 amino acids. Gene Ontology annotation, cellular component: nucleus; MCM complex. Gene Ontology annotation, molecular function: single-stranded DNA helicase activity; ATP binding; single-stranded DNA binding. The transcript has 2 exons.
AUGACGCUAGCACCCAUCUCACCGCGACCUUUAGACUCGUCGCCCGUCAGAUAUGACCCUAGCUCGAGCCCUGGGCGGGCCUCCAGUCGUGUUCAAUCCGAUGUUCCUACAAGCAGCAGCGGUGGACUCUUUGUCCGUCAAGACCGACGCCCUCGUAUUUCGACUCGCAGAGGCGACAUCCAUUCUGACGCAUUUACUUCUUCUCCCUCCCAACGACGUCGAAUUUAUAUUGGCGAAGAUGGUUUGCCAGUCCGCGAUGGGCAAGAUCCAGCUUCUGAAGCAACAUUCUCCAACCUCAACCCGGACACUUCUGAAGCCGAUGCUAUGGGAGGGGAUUCAACUAGAGUCAUCUGGGGUACAAACAUCUCCAUACAGGACUCUAUGUCAGCAUUCAAGAAUUUCCUAUAUAACUUCACAAAAAAGUAUCGUUUAUGGGCGGAUGGUGCAACCGAGGAAGAGACGCGGGCAUUAGGACCUGUCGCCGAGGAAAAAGAAUAUCUCGAGAUGUUGCAAAACAUGCGUAAGCUUGGUGUGCAUGGCCUCAACCUGGAUGCCCGCAACCUCAAGGCAUACCCUCCGACCUUGAAACUGUGGCAUCAGUUACAAGCCUACCCACAGGAAAUCAUCCCACUCAUGGAUCAGACAGUCAAAGAGGUGAUGGUGGAACUGGCGCAGAAGGAAAUGCAGGAAUUGCAACGGUCUCACGAUGCUACGGGUGCUUCGCGAGCUCGAAAUGGCAGUUCAAUGCCUCCUUUGCCGCACUCUGAUAUUGAGAGUGUGGCUACGCCGACUGCAACGCCUGCAGCAGCGGCUGAAGAGCUUCCCAACCUUGUCGAAGAGGCCGAGAUCCGGCCCUGGAAAGUUCUGCCCUUCGGUCUAGACCAAGCGGUCAAUAUGCGUGACCUUGACCCCAAGGAUAUUGACAAGCUGAUCGCCGUCAAGGGUUUGGUCAUUCGAGCCACUCCAGUCAUUCCAGAUAUGAAGGAGGCUUUCUUCAAAUGCAGCGUUUGCAACCAUACCAUGUAUGUGUCGAUUGACCGUGGUAAGAUUGCGGAGCCAACUGAAUGCCCCCGGCAAGCCUGCAAAUCCAAAGAUAGCAUGGACAUUGUCCACAACCGAUGUGUGUUCGCGGACAAGCAGGUAAUCAAGCUGCAAGAAACUCCCGAUUCAGUGCCAGACGGGCAAACACCACACAGCGUCUCUCUUUGUGUCUAUGACGAGCUUGUGGACGUUUGCAAAGCUGGCGACCGGGUAGAGGUGACGGGAAUUUUCAGAAGUAAUCCUGUUCGAGUCAACCCCCGUCAACGGACAAUCAAAGCUCUUUUCAAGACCUACGUCGACGUUUUGCACAUUCAAAAAAUCGACAAGCGGAAGAUGGGCAUUGAUACAUCCACAAUCGAGCAAGAACUUUCCGAGCAAGCAGCAGGCGAUUCCGAAGGGACAAGAAAAAUCUCGGCCGAAGAAGAAGCUAAGAUCAAAGAGACGGCAGCUCGUGAAGAUAUCUACGAACUCUUGUCCCGGAGUUUGGCGCCCAGUAUCUACGAGCUGGACGAUGUCAAAAAGGGCAUUCUGUUACAGUUGUUCGGAGGCACGAACAAAUCCUUCGAAAAGGGCGGGAGCCCCAAGUACAGGGGCGACAUCAACGUCUUGCUCUGUGGUGACCCCUCUACAUCCAAGUCACAGCUUCUGCAAUAUGUCCACAAGAUUGCCCCUCGUGGAGUGUAUACAUCAGGCAAAGGUUCAUCGGCUGUGGGUUUGACAGCUUACGUGACCCGGGACCCCGAAUCAAAGCAGCUUGUGCUCGAGUCAGGUGCCUUGGUACUUUCGGAUGGCGGCGUGUGCUGCAUCGACGAGUUCGACAAGAUGAACGAAUCGACCCGCUCGGUCCUACACGAGGUCAUGGAACAGCAGACCGUAUCUAUUGCGAAGGCAGGCAUCAUUACGACACUGAACGCCAGAACCAGUAUCCUCGCGUCUGCCAAUCCAAUUGGAAGCAAAUACAACCCAAACCUCCCCGUGCCGCAGAACAUCGAUCUUCCUCCCACUUUGUUGUCCCGAUUCGACCUUGUGUAUCUGGUUCUAGACCGUAUCGACGAAGUCAACGACCGACGCCUCGCCAAACAUUUGGUGGGAAUGUACCUAGAAGACACUCCGGAGAAUGCGUCUCGGGAGGAAAUUCUUCCGAUUGAAUUUUUGACGGCAUACAUUUCGUACGCCCGGUCCAAUAUCCACCCAGUCAUUACACGACCAGCUGCGACGGCCCUGACGGACGCCUACGUGCAAAUGCGCUCGCUAGGAAACUCCAUUCAAUCCUCGGAGCGACGCAUCACUGCGACGACGCGACAAUUGGAAUCAAUGAUCCGGCUGUCGGAGGCACAUGCUAAGAUGCGACUGUCGUCCACCGUCACCGAAGACGACGUUGCCGAGGCUGUUCGUCUGAUCAAAUCUGCCAUCAAGGCUUCCGCGACCGAUGCCCGUACUGGUCUCAUCGACAUGGGGCUCUUGUCCGAGGGAGUCAGUGCCAGCGACCGCCGACGCAAGGAAGAUCUCAAGCGCGCCGUGCUGGCUGUCGUCGAUGACAAUGAUGCUGUGAGAUCGGGCAACGCCAUUCGCUAUUCCGAUCUGUAUCGCCGUGUGGCUGAGGGCAGUUCUGUCGAAGUCGAUGGUGCUGAGGUACAGGAAGCCUUACGCGCCUUAGAGCAAGAAGGAAAAGUCCAGAUAGUUGGUGAGGGUGCCAGGAGGAGCGUGCGCCGGAUCACGGGUGUAUAG